CGGUCAGACGGGGAUAUGAGAACUACAAAUCCCAGACACUCUUUGCAGCCUGACUUUGGUUGUUGGAAAUUACACAGAUUGGUACUGCGGCAGAGCUGUAGAGAAAAAACGCAACACGAUUCGUGUUUGGAGAUCAAUGGAUUUGUUUCGCUAUUUUUUGCAGUAGUAGAAACUCACCGUUGAAAAUGGGGAAAGCCGAAGAAGUCAUACGCAUUGGCAAGAAAUUGGACAAGAUGGUCAAUAAAAAAAGCACGGAAGGUGCUAUAGACUUACUAAAAGAACUGAAAAACAUUACUAUGUCCUUGGACACAUUACAGUCCACAAGGAUUGGGAUGUCUGUGAAUGCUGUAAGAAAACAAAGCACGGACGAAGAGGUCCAGACCAUAGCCAAAUCUCUUAUCAAGUCUUGGAAGAAACUGGUGGACAGUUCUGAAAACAAAGCAGACGAGAAGAAAAAAGAAUCUUCCUCACCAUCAUCGUCUUCCAAGAACAGCCCUCAAUCGGGCGACCAAAGCUCAAGCAAAAAACAAGAGGCACCAAAGACCCCCAGUACCCCAACCACCCCAAAGGUCACUACAUUCCCGGCUGUGCCAGUUACAAUAGACAGUGUGCGCAACAAGUGCAGAGAAUUACUGGUGGCAGCUUUACAAAUGGACAAUGAUUAUUUAGCAAUUGGAACUGACUGCAAGCAAUUGGCUGCACAGAUUGAAGAUUAUAUCUACCAAGAGUUUAAAAAAACAGACGUGAAGUACAAAUCACGACUGAGGAGCAGGAUCUCGAACCUGAAGGACCAGAAGAACCCAGAACUCAGGAAAAAUGUUCUGUGUGGAAAUGUUUCAGCUCAACGCAUCGCCUCGAUGACCUCAGAGGAGAUGGCCAGUGCAGAGCUGAAGGAGGUUAGGAAAGCCCUGACAAAGGAGUCAAUCCGAGAGCACCAGCUGGCCAAAACAGGCGGCACGGAGACUGACCUCUUCCAGUGUGGAAAGUGCAGUAAGAAGAACUGCACCUACACACAGGUGCAAACCCGCAGUGCUGAUGAACCUAUGACCACAUUUGUUCUGUGCAACGAGUGUGGAAACAGAUGGAAGUUCUGUUAGGACUUCUGUGAAGUUCAGCGUUGAAAUCAAGAUCAACUAUUGACAAAUGGUAUUUUGUUACAAUUGCAGUGAUGAUGGGAAAAGUACAUUGGUGAACAAUGUUAAAACAAAUUGUGCAUCUUUAAUGGGGAAUUACAUUUGUCAGCUGGAUGUUAAAUACUUCCUUUUUCUUGUUUUUUAAAAAAACGAUUGUCUUAUUUCAA
Messenger RNA from Acipenser ruthenus (sterlet), 1300 nucleotides. Its product is annotated as transcription elongation factor A protein 2-like. Gene Ontology annotation, biological process: transcription elongation by RNA polymerase II; DNA-templated transcription. The transcript is spliced from 10 exons. Lineage: Eukaryota; Metazoa; Chordata; Actinopteri; Acipenseriformes; Acipenseridae. The record is from RefSeq and is a predicted model, not a curated record. Bases 186 to 1097 code for a protein of 303 amino acids. Gene Ontology annotation, molecular function: nucleic acid binding; zinc ion binding. Gene Ontology annotation, cellular component: nucleus.